Clonostachys byssicola is the source of this 1458-nucleotide messenger RNA. The record is from the annotation of a GenBank genome assembly. NCBI's taxonomy places the organism in Eukaryota, Fungi, Ascomycota, Sordariomycetes, Hypocreales, Bionectriaceae.
AUGCCCUUCUCAACAGACGGAUACCGAUGGACCCCAGAAGAGGGUCUCAAGACUGGCGUUCCCACGGAUGCUGUGAUAGUGCCCCAGUCUCUCAACAUCGAUGCAGACACUGUAUAUGAUGCCAUAGUGGUUGGUGCCGGCUAUGCUGGCCUGCGCGCCACGAGAGAUCUCUCUCUCCAAGGCCACAAGGUACUCAUUUUGGAGGGUAGAGAUCGUAUCGGGGGUAGAACCUGCUCGGUCAAAGCGGAUGGAUAUGUCUACGAAGCGGGCGGUACCUGGGUGCAUCGUAACCAAGCGCUGGUUUGGUCAGAGAUUGUGCGCUAUGGUUUUGAGAACCGCCUAAAAGACAGUCAAGAGUUUUACGAAGGCUCCCGUUGUCCAACAGCCAUCCGAAAUGACGCGGUCCACGAGGUUCCUUGGACUGACCAGACUUCAGCAACCGGAUUCGCCAAGUUUUGUAACAUUGAUGGCCAAAUGGGCAAUUCUGUUUUUGGUCUUCACCAGCCAGCGGAUUGGCUGCGCCAUGAGGACUUUAUCAAAUGGGAUAGCAUGUCCUGCCAGGACCGCCUUGAUCAAAUUAAAGAGGACCUAAGUGCAGAGGAGAUUGAAGGUAUCAUCCAUCUAUUGCUAGCCCUGAGCAAAGGACCCCUUACACGCCCAUCUUACGGUGAAGUGCUAAGGUGGGUGGCGCUGAGUGGCGGUAAUCUCGCUAGCAUGGGUGAGCAUACUGCCCGUUGGAAGCUGGCUGACGGACAGACGGCUUUGGCCCUGGCCAUGUUCGACGACGCCUUGAAAACUGGAAACUUGGCGUAUAGCUUUUCCUCCAAUGUGUCGUCUGUAACGACGGAGGGUCAUAUCACAACCGUGACAACAACCGCUGGCCAGUCCUUCAAAACCUCGUCCGUGGUCGUGGCGGCUCCACUGAACUGCCUCGCCGAUAUACAAUUUUCCCCUGCACUGGACCAGACCAAGGCUGAGGCUAUAGCCCAAGGUCACACGAACCACGCGUACAAGGUGUGUGUUGAGGCCAAGGGUAAGCAGUGGAGAAACUGGAUGGGCAAUGCCUACCCGCAUAAAGGUGUUCCUUUCCUUAAUGGUGACGGGAUUAACCCUUCGGGAAAUUCCUACCUUAUCUCGACUCCAGGCAAUUAUAUAGAUCCUCAAAACGAGAUGGACAAGCUACUAGAGGGACUGCAAUAUCUGCACCCGGAAUUGGAGGUCUUGCGCAUAUUUGGAAUGGAUUACCACAGUCACCCUCUCUCCAAGGGCGGCUGGGCGGUUCAUGGGCCAGGUUAUGUUACAAAGUACCUGGAAAGCCUCCAGGCGCCGGCUGGCAAUGUUUAUUUUGCCAGUGCGGACUGGGCGGAUGUCUGGAGGGGAUUCAUUGACGGAGCGCUUGAAUCGGGAGCCAAAGCAGCUUGGAGUGCUCACAAGCAGCUGCGCAACGCGUCAUCUUGA